AUGCGUUUUUUCAGGGCGCGGCCGAAGUUGUGCAAGGAGGAGGAGGACUCGUCGACGACGUGCGACCUGUGCCAGGUGAAGGAGGUGUGGACCAGGCAGCAGCUGGAGAGCCACGUGCGGCGGCACCUGCGGGAGCGGUCGCGGGUCGGCCGGCCGCGCAAAUACCCCGUCGGCAACGGGCCCUUCCCGUGCAGCCUGUGCGAGAAAGUGUUCAAGCACCAGGGCCAGGUCAAGAUCCACAUGCGGCUGCACACGGGCGAGCGACCGUUCGCGUGCGGCCAGUGCGACAAGGCGUACGCGACCAGGAACCGCCUCAACCUGCACGUCAAGCGGACGCACAUGGUGCUGAAGAAGGAGCACAGCUGCGAGGUGUGCGGCAAGUUGUUCGAGAACCACAGCACCCUCAUGUUCCACCGCAAGAUCCACUUUCCGGACUCGCGCACCGAGAGGUGCGAGGUGUGCGGCUGGAGCACGUACAGCAAGGGCAACCUGAAGAAGCACAUGGCCACGCACGCCACCGACCGGCCGUACGUGUGCGACGAGUGCGGAAAACGCUUCACCGAGAAGUUCAUCCUGCAGAAGCACAGGGAGGUGCACCGGCCCGACCGCCAGGUCUUCAAGUGCCACCUGUGCGAAAAGACCUUUUCCACGCAGCACUCGCUCAAGAACCACGUCAAGCGGCACCAGGGCCUGCUCAACUACGAGUGCGACCUGUGCGACGCGGCCUACUCGCAGAUCAACUACCUGCUCAGGCACAAGUGGGAGAAGCACAAGGUGAUGCCCUACAAGUGCGACGCCUGCGACAAGGGCUUCACGCACCUCCGCCUGCUCAAGAACCACUCCAUCGAGGAGCACUACCGCACCGACCCCAACCUGCCCGAACUCAACGACCAAAAACCUCCGCAGUUUUGA
Neocloeon triangulifer is the source of this 912-nucleotide messenger RNA. Its product is annotated as gastrula zinc finger protein XlCGF7.1-like. The transcript has a single exon. Gene Ontology annotation, molecular function: DNA-binding transcription factor activity, RNA polymerase II-specific; RNA polymerase II cis-regulatory region sequence-specific DNA binding. Gene Ontology annotation, biological process: regulation of DNA-templated transcription. The record is from RefSeq and is a predicted model, not a curated record. Bases 1 to 912 code for a protein of 303 amino acids. Lineage: Eukaryota; Metazoa; Arthropoda; Insecta; Ephemeroptera; Baetidae.